UUCAUUUUCAGCACAAUGCCUUUAUUUCGGCCGCGAAACUGCUUUGGUUGCGUACCUCUCUAUCAUGCCGCCAUAAUUAUAACCGUCUUUGGCAUGCUUAACAAACUAAGCGGUAUAUACGGGUUUAUAUCUAUGGAUUUCCAAGACCCUCUUGCGUUCAUUUCGUAUAUUUACUCUCUAUUCGCCAUUGCCGCUUUCGCUUAUGGUGGCUAUGCUAUUAAAUCGGACUCCAUCGUUGCUCUUCGUAGAUAUACCAUCUUUUACUGGGCAGACCUUAUUUCAAACGCUGUUUUGACUGCGUUAUUCUCUGUUCGAUGGUUUGUUUUCACCGACCACAGUCUUCCAGAGUCUGCCGAGGAUCAGAUUAGCGAAGAGGAACACGAAAAAAGUUUCGCCAUGGAAAGUGCCGUCAGUAUCGCCAUCCUUGUAACAUUAUGGCUAGUGCACGUAUACUUUGGGUUUGUUCUCACAUCAUACUACCAUUCUAUCAAAUCGAGAGGUUUGAAGGCUGUACCAGUGUCUUUCGAUCGAACAUCUGGAGGUUUUGAUGACGAAUAUGAGCUGGAUGAGGAAGCAGAGUCAACUUUUAGAGGAUAUAAGCCUGUCAACACGGAAGAUUCUAGAGCGAAUAAGCUCAACUGAGCUACCUGUCCUUCAAGUACAAUGGCACUCGUGUAAUUGACAACUUCACCUAUAUUUUGUUACAUGUACAAUGAAUACCUUGUAAACAUAUAAUGCAAUUUGUUUGCUGCGGCCUAGCACCACAACUCUUUUGCUCGCUACAAGCCAAUGCCUUCAACUUGAUCAUAUAAAUGCAUAAAAAUGUAAAUCGAAACAGGCCAACACUUAGAGUUAAGAUACAUGCAUGAAAAACCAGCUAUAUGUAACAUAAACGGCGGGCG
This is a messenger RNA of Umbelopsis ramanniana AG, 902 nucleotides long. RefSeq lists its product as uncharacterized. The transcript has 5 exons. The coding region runs from base 16 to 642 and encodes 208 amino acids. The record is from RefSeq and is a predicted model, not a curated record. Gene Ontology annotation, biological process: inositol phosphoceramide metabolic process. Gene Ontology annotation, cellular component: inositol phosphoceramide synthase complex; Golgi membrane. Gene Ontology annotation, molecular function: inositol phosphoceramide synthase regulator activity. Lineage: Eukaryota; Fungi; Mucoromycota; Umbelopsidomycetes; Umbelopsidales; Umbelopsidaceae.